AUGUCCUUCAACCUUUCCAGCUACGCCUGCCUGAGUGCACAGCUAUUUGGAGAAGUCACUCGCCAGACCAACACGAAGUCCAUGAAAGUUGUGAAGCUGCUCAGUGAGCCACCCACGGCCAAGCGGAAAGAGGUCUACAACUGGUAUCCUCCCCACAACAUCUACUCCAGCCUGAUGAGGAAACUCCACUUCUAUGGUCUCUACAGAGAUGAGCAUGAAGAUUUCAAAGAAGAGAUGAAAAGACUGAAGAAGCUAUGUGGAAAAGGACUGCCAAAGAAAGGAGAAGGAAAUAAAGUGAUUAAGAGAAAAUAG
This is a messenger RNA of Gekko japonicus, 312 nucleotides long. Its product is annotated as 28S ribosomal protein S33, mitochondrial-like. Bases 1 to 312 code for a protein of 103 amino acids. The record is from RefSeq and is a predicted model, not a curated record. The transcript has 2 exons. NCBI's taxonomy places the organism in Eukaryota, Metazoa, Chordata, Lepidosauria, Squamata, Gekkonidae. Gene Ontology annotation, cellular component: mitochondrion.